Molecule: messenger RNA, 2016 nt
Organism: Drosophila biarmipes
Lineage: Eukaryota; Metazoa; Arthropoda; Insecta; Diptera; Drosophilidae
Gene: Cyp305a1
Product: probable cytochrome P450 305a1
Exons: 3
Coding region: 155-1669 (504 amino acids)
Biological process (GO): xenobiotic metabolic process
Cellular component (GO): intracellular membrane-bounded organelle; cytoplasm
Molecular function (GO): oxidoreductase activity, acting on paired donors, with incorporation or reduction of molecular oxygen, reduced flavin or flavoprotein as one donor, and incorporation of one atom of oxygen; iron ion binding; heme binding
Source: RefSeq, a predicted model, not a curated record
UUGGAUUCGGGUUCGGAAUUAGUUGGCAUAGAGCUGGCGAGGCGUACGGACGCUCCGACACUUGGCUCCCUGAUAAGUAAUUGUACAAGAGCCUUGCUUGGGCGACGGUUACGGUUGUGGUUUCGUUUUCGGUGGUCACUAAAGAUAUAUUGAAAUGAGUGCCCUCAUAUUUCUGUGCGCGACUCUAAUUGGCUUCGUGAUUUAUUCACUUAUCAGCUCGGUGCGGCGUCCCAAGAACUUUCCCCCAGGUCCUGGUUUUCUUCCAUGGCUGGGAAACACCUUACAGUUCCGUAAGGAGGCCCGUGCCGUUGGCGGCCAGCACAUCCUGUUCGAGCGGUGGGCGAAGCACUUCCGCAGCGACCUGGUGGGUCUGAAGCUGGGCAGCGAGUACGUGGUGGUUGCCCUAGGAUACGACAUGGUCAAGGAGGUGCAGCUGCAGGAGGUGUUCGAGGGACGCCCCGAUAACUUCUUCCUGCGCCUCCGUACCAUGGGAACCCGGAAGGGAAUCACCUGCACGGACGGACAGCUGUGGUACGAGCACCGCCACUUCGCCAUGAAGCAGAUGCGCCAUGUGGGCUACGGACGCAGCCAGAUGGAGCACCACAUCGAGCUGGAGGCGGAGGAGCUGUUGGGCCAGCUGGAGGGCACAGAGGAGCAGCCCGUCGAGCCGGUUACCUGGCUGGCUCAGAGUGUGCUCAACGUGCUGUGGUGCCUGAUAGCCGGAAAGAGGAUCGCCAGCCAGGAGGAUGGCACUCUGCGACGCCUGCUCGACCUGAUGAAUCGGCGCUCCAAACUGUUCGACAUCUGCGGCGGCCUGCUGGCCCAGUUUCCCUGGCUGCGCCACGUGGCCCCCGAUCGCACUGGCUACAAUCUCAUCCAGCAGCUGAAUACCGAGCUGUACGGCUUCUUCAUGGACACCAUCGAGGAGCACCGUCGACAGCUGGCAAAGGACCCAUCGCAGGCGGAUAACGACCUUAUCUUUGCCUACCUCCAGGAGAUGAAGGAUCGCAGUGCUGGCGGCGAGAGCAGCAGCUUCAACGAGACGCAGCUGGUGAUGACCAUCUUGGAUUUCUUUAUUGCAGGCUCACAGACCACCAGCAAUACGAUUAACCUGGCCCUUAUGGUGCUGGCCAUGCGACCGGAUGUUCAGGAGAAGCUGUACGCCCAGGUGACCGCCAGUGUGGCUGCAGCCAGCUCGGAUGCCUUCCCCCACUUGAGCCGGCGGGAGUCGUUUGACUACAUGGAUGCCUUCAUCAUGGAGGUGCAGCGUUUCUUCCACAUCACACCGAUCACCGGUCCCCGGCGAGCUUUGUGGCCGACCAAGCUGGGUGGCUACGACAUUCCCAAGAAUGCCACCAUUCUGAUCAGCCUGCGUUCCGUGCACCUGGACAAGGAGCACUGGAAGGAUCCUCUGGAGUUCCGCCCGGAGAGGUUUAUCGAUUCAGCUGGCAAGUGCUUCAAGGACGAGUACUUCAUGCCCUUUGGUCUGGGCAGACGUCGUUGCCUGGGUGAUGCUCUCGCUCGCGCCUGCAUUUUCUCGUUUCUGGUGAGGAUUGUGCAGCAUUUCAGCAUCGUCCUGCCGGCGGACGAGACUCCAUCGAUGGUUCUUCUGCCCGGAAUCACGCUGACUCCGAAACCCUACAAGGUGCAGUUCGUGAAGCGCACCUAAGUGCAUCACUCGAUUCUACGGUGUCGGUAAAAAUAUUGGAUAUAUUUCGGUGUUUAGUUAAUGACAGAGAGAUGGUGCUGUAAAAUUUACCCUAAGAUAUUCCCGAGGAUUUCGAAAAUUAACUAAUAAACGAGAUUGUAAUAAAUUUAUUAGAUUCGAUUUGAAAAUGUGUUGUGUCGUUCUCAAAAAGGCGAGCGUUUACUGGAUAGUUGUGGUCUAGUUGUUCUUUAUUGAUGUGCCCUCUAAAUUAAGUUACAAUGUUUCAUAAUUUAAUCAAAUUUACAUUCGGCAAAAUGUAACAAAAUCAAAUAAAAACGUUUUAAUUUAAUCGUUAUCAAUAUCGUAAA